AUGGAGAGAAUAAGAGAUUUAUGUGAUAGUGAAAGUGAUAUUUCUGAUGAAGAAGAUGAUACUGGUAUAAAUAGUUUUGCAAAUAUUUUGAAACUUCAAAGUGAAUUUGCAGCUACUAAAUAUACAAGUUCAAAUAAUAAUAAUUUGAGUACUUCACUAGAUAAUGAAUUUCCUUUGACUUCAAAAGUUAUUUUACCAGAUUAUAGAGACAUUAAUAAGCCAAUAACUUCUAUUUCAUUUCCUUUAAAAGCUCACAGGAUGUUGUGUGGGAUAUUAGAUGGUACAGUACUAAUAUAUGAUUUCAAUUCAAUGUAUUCAAACAAUCUUAAUCCUUUGAAAAGUAUAGUUCCUUUGGAAAGCCAUGCAAUUCAAGCCUUAGAAUAUAAUAGGAGUGGUACUAUGUUCCUUACAGCCUGUGGUGAUUCAAGUUGCAGAAUAUAUGAUCAUAAUGGAGAUUUUCUUAAUGCUACUGUCAGAGGGGAUCCAUAUGUACGUACUGCUAAAUCUAACUUAGGCCAUACUCAUAUGAUAUUGGAUUUAAGUUGGCAUGCAAAUGAUCCAAAUAAAUUUUGGACAUCUGCUAUGGAUGGCACAAUUAGAUUAUUUGAUAUAAAUAGUAAACCAUAUGGAAUUGAUCAGUAUAUUCCUAGUAUAACAGCUAUUAAGUGCUUAGAUAAACGAAAUAUAAACAUUUCAUCAAUUUCUGUAAAUUCAAUAAGCACUUCAAAUUUAGGAAAUUGCAUUGCAGCUGGUUGUUCAGAUGGAUCUAUUCAGGUGUUUUCAUCAAAUAGUGGUGAAUCCUUCUCUGAAACUCCAAGCUUUGUGAUAAGAGAAGCUCAUAAACAGGAAUUAGGAGACAAAAAUAUAUGUGAUAUAAAAUUUUUAGAUAUUUUAACUGGAGACAUAUAUCUUAUGAGUAGAGGAACCAGUGAUAAAUCAUUGGCAUUAUGGGAUCUUAGAAAACCAAAAUAUCCAAUUAGUAAAGUGGUAAAUCUACCCUGUGAAACAAGUGAUAAAACAAAUAUUUGUAUAUCACCCUGCAAAGGGUAUAUAAUAACUGGUACAUCUGAAAUUUUGAGUGGUUCAUCAAAGGGUAACUAUAAAUUUGAUAAAAGAGGAGAUCUUUAUAUUUUUGAUAUUAAUGAACUUUUAUCUGAUUCCAAAAUAAAAGUUGAACCUUACGUGUCAUUUGAACAUGGGAUAUCAAUUUGUUCUUGGCCUAGUGAAAUUAAUCAAAUUAUUUUGGGCUUGGAUAACGGUCAAGUACAUAUUUAUUAUGAUGAGAAUUCUGGGAAAAGCAAUAAGGGUGCAUUACUUUUUGUAAAUAAAUACCAACAUCUAAAAUAUAAUGGAGCAUCUAAUAUAAGAACUGAAGUUUAUAAUGCAACUAACUUACCAUUGGGAUUCAAAGAAACUCGUAGUGGUGAAAUAAAAUAUGUGGGAAUAUCAUCUAAAAAUUCAAAAAUCACUGGACCUCAGCAAGAGUCAAUUAAAACAUUUCCUUAUUCAAAAGAAACAUCUAUAGAGGAUGAUUAUGAUAUAGUUUCAGCUUUAAGAUCUCAUAGAAGUAUUAACAAUUUAAAUAUGAAGGAUCCAUUAAGAAAUUCCAAUAAAAGGCAUCUAGACUGCUCAGAUUAUCAAGAUAGAGGAAAUCUAUUGAAAAAAGUGUCAAUAUGUCCUAGAUGUGGUCUUUGCAUGUGUAAAUGUAUAAAAUAUUGA
Molecule: messenger RNA, 1719 nt
Organism: Cryptosporidium muris RN66
Lineage: Eukaryota; Apicomplexa; Conoidasida; Eucoccidiorida; Cryptosporidiidae
Exons: 1
Coding region: 1-1719 (572 amino acids)
Biological process (GO): regulation of DNA double-strand break processing
Cellular component (GO): nucleus; site of double-strand break
Molecular function (GO): protein binding
Source: RefSeq, a predicted model, not a curated record